Molecule: messenger RNA, 828 nt
Organism: Haemonchus placei
Lineage: Eukaryota; Metazoa; Nematoda; Chromadorea; Rhabditida; Trichostrongylidae
Source: the annotation of a GenBank genome assembly
AUGGCAGAAGAUGCACUCUACACUUUGAGUAAUCGAUGGUUUGAGACGGUGAAGCUGCCAAAUGGACAACAAUCUUAUGAGUUCGCACGCCAAAUGAAAUUGGGUUUACUGAAAGGAUGCUGUCGCUCACCUCUUCUUCACCUUCUUGUGGAUCUACUGAGCGACAACCGUCAUAAAAAUGUUAUUAAUUGGUGCGGAGGGAACUCUUCGGUGUUCGACAUAAUCGACAGGGAGGGCGUAGUACAAAUGUGGAGCGAGCAGUCUAGACAGCAGAGAUCGUAUAUCUCCGUUGUCUGUCAACUGAAGGCUGUCUGUAACAAACGUGUACCUUCAAUUUCUGGAAAACCGAUACGAAUUCUGAGUCGAGUAUCUACUGGUAGCUAUCAUGUUUUUCCAGAUUAUGCUGCUCACGAGAUCCCUCUGAUCUCGCCUAAAUUCCUAGAAUGGCAGCUUCAGAAAAUGGCUAAGACAAAGAAGACCUCACAAGCAGCAGUGUCAGCUCUGAAAGAGAAGUCAAAAGGAUGGCCCGUUUUUCAUUUUGCAGGAAUUUCUCCAACCCAAAACAAUUCAACUGCAGCAUCCCUAGAACUCGGCAUUAGGUACAAGAAGGGACACCCCCAGUUGUCUUUCGUCAUCGAACUGAAAUCGGAAAUAUUUCAGAAUCCUUCCCACGACAACACUUUUUACUGCAGUAGCAGUCCCACAACUGCUGCUCCAACUGGUAUAACCUUUAAUGAGCUUUCUGAGCUCCCUGAACUGUCCGUGGAUGAUGUCGAUGCCGUACUGUUUGAAGCUGAACAUCCUUGCGAUCCUUACGGUAAACUAUAA